AUGGCCGACUGUACCAACUUACAUAGUAGAAUCAAAACAGGUGUCAAUGUAGACCCUUUAGCUCACUGGAUACAUAAACAACUGUGGUCUAGCUCAACCCUACUUCUCGUGGGCCGCUUUGGCGUCUUCGUAUCGAUCACAGACUGCCUCAGCCUGCACGAGAACGUAUCCGGCAGAAACACGUCGACCGGGUUAGAGUAUGAUAGACCUCAGUUCGGAAUAUAUAAGCCAACAUACGGGCCCAAGCAGGAACAGCAGAUGAUGAUUUCGAAAUGGAAACCUCGCAAUGGCCAACUACAUAAAACCAAAAAGAAGGCCAGCAAGGCCAUUCAAAGGCUUUCAAAGUUCGAGAAUCGGGCGAACUCGGGCCUUUGA
Messenger RNA from Fusarium graminearum PH-1, 375 nucleotides. RefSeq lists its product as uncharacterized. The transcript has a single exon. The record is from RefSeq and is a predicted model, not a curated record. Bases 1 to 375 code for a protein of 124 amino acids. NCBI's taxonomy places the organism in Eukaryota, Fungi, Ascomycota, Sordariomycetes, Hypocreales, Nectriaceae.